CUUACAAUCAGCGUCUGUGCCGUGUCUUCUUUUGUUUUCCCCGUUUUGUUCCAGGACUCACAUCUGUUUUCGUACACUUGAUGGAACCCUGGAACCCCCGCAACUGGCGUCAUUGGCCCUAAAGUAAUCCAAGCAUUAAUCUUGUUACUUGCAUAAAAUUGCAUUCCAAUUGCUGGGGUCGAUGCGAGGCAAAUGUCAGCGUAUCAAGGACUAGUGCGAAUGCAGCGGCAUACGAUAGGACGACACAUUGCUACUGCAUUAUUGUCGUCUCCAUGCGGCAUCGGCGCAAACGUAGGCGCGAGGGCCUGCCGAGCUGUCGUUGUGGUGCGCUCACAGAAUCGUAGCGAGGCAACGCCGACGACAUCCGGGAGCCAUAGAACGGCGAGAACAGAGUCUGGGAGCAGGACAUCGAGCUUGAGGGCUGCGGAUGUACAUAAAAGCCGUGAAUCGCCUGUUGAUUUCCGGCCUUUGACGGUUGACAGCCACAGCAGUCCUUAUGAAGAUAAAGACCAGGCCCCUCCAGUAGGUCAUCUGCAAGAUGAGGGCGAAUUGCCCUCAACACUGCGGGGCCCAUAUGGAGCUGGACAUAUGAGUGCCACGGAUGUUAAAAAUAGUGUCGCUGAUGUACCAGCGGCAACCAGGCGCCGAACCCUCUUUACUCAUGACACUGAAAGCAAGGAGGUUACCGGCAUUAGCUCAAGACAGGGUCGUCGGCAGCGCAGCAAGUCCAGCCAAAAAGCCAAAGUGGCACUAUCACCACCUCAGCAGGCAAGCUCCUCAGCCUCAAGCCAAACCCAACCACCAGCUCUUCACGACUCGGACAUGUCGCACUCACCAUCGACGUCGUCGCCCUCUUCCUCUUCCCCUUGCACCACCUCUGCUUCAAUACCCACCGAUUCACCAUCGCCCGCAACUCCUCCCUCGCCUUCCCAGAAGGGCUCCGUACGGGGAACGUCACAUGUGAAACCGGCCUCUGUAUACGUCUUGUGGGAUUUGGACAACAAGUAUCCUGUCACGCUGGACCACGCCAGCGUGGUGCAAGACUUGAGGAAUCAGCUUCAGAGGUUCGGUCAGGUUGCGGAGAUCACAGCGUUUUGCAACUACCAGACCCUGAACCACGUGCCAGAGCUGUGGGAGGAGGCCCAGGAAAUGGGCAUGAUGCAUCCGCUGGACCACAUGCACGACGAGGACGAGCUGCGCUGCCCGCUGUGUGGCAACAAGUUCAAGAGUGAAGACAAGCUGGAGCGGCACUUCAAACAGCUGCACGAACGGGAGCACGGCAAGCGAAUGAGGAACAGCUGGGCCGUCAAGAGAUACGUCAAGUCGGAGAAGUUCGAGCGGUAUCGUAACGCCAGGAAUGUGGUUCUGCCGAAGCGGCGCGGGUUUGGCUUGGAGGAUAUCCUCAAGUUGGCGGGUGUGGCGGUGCAGCCGGUGCAGAUGGGGCCGCAGAAGGCGGAUGUGGCACUGGAGCAGCAUGCGCGGGGGCUGCUGAAAAUGGUUCAGGUACAGCUGCCAUCACCCCCAGCGCCCGCACCCGCGGACUCCUCCUCCUCCUCCUCGCCCCCUCCCGCCGCGCCUGCGCCCCCUCCCCCACCGGUGCUGUGCCUGGUGUCGGACGACCGGGGCUUCGCGCCGCUGCUGAAGCUCUUCUCCCAGCGCGGCUGGGUCACCGUGCUGGUGUCGGUCUCGGAGUUCGGCAACCCGGACUGGUGGCUGGACUGGAGCGCCUGGUGGAGGAUGCGUGAGGACUGAGGAGGAGGAGGAGAGGAGGAGCGGUGGGAGGAGGAGGAGCGGUGGA
Messenger RNA from Astrephomene gubernaculifera, 1798 nucleotides. NCBI's taxonomy places the organism in Eukaryota, Viridiplantae, Chlorophyta, Chlorophyceae, Chlamydomonadales, Astrephomenaceae. The record is from the annotation of a GenBank genome assembly.